GAACUGGCAACACUUCGUAGAACGUACAGCGCGCGUCGUAUAGUAAGUUUUGAUAUUGGUUUGUCUAUCGUUUUAUGUUGCGUUUAUUCGACAUUACAGGAUUUAAAAUCACUUGCGAUUCGUAUUUAUUACUGUGUGACCAUCUUCAAACAUGUUGCCUCUAUCAUUAUUGAGGACAGCUCAAAAUCAUCCAAUGUUAGUUGAAUUGAAAAAUGGUGAAACGUACAAUGGCCAUCUUGUUAGCUGUGAUAAUUGGAUGAAUAUAAAUCUUAGAGAAGUGAUUUGCACAUCAAGAGAUGGUGACAAAUUUUGGAAAAUGCCAGAGUGUUAUAUACGUGGAAGUACAAUAAAAUAUUUAAGAAUACCUGAUGAAGUUAUAGAUAUGGUCAAAGAUGAUGCCAUAUCUAAAGGCAGAGGAAGGGGUGACGGAAAGCGUGGCGGUGGCAUGGGAAUGAGAGGAAGAGGUGGCAGUAGAGGAUUUAAUCCUCGUGGAAGAGGAGGAACUAUGAUUCGAGGUAGUGCUCGGGGAGGAAGAUCAAGACCAAAUAAAUAAACAUCUUAAGUUAAUUGUAUUUAUAAAUAAAGUCACAUUUUUUCCUUUAUAAGUUAUUGUUAUGAAAAAAAAUUGUACAGAAUUAAACCUAAAGCUUUUAUUUGCUGUACACAUGAAGGAAGUCCCUAAAUCUGUCAUUUUUCUAAACGUGAUUUAGUUUUUGACAAGUGAAAAAAAAGUCAGAAAGAAAACUUUAUACUGAAGAAUUCUGAUUUCAAAUUCAUUUCUGUUACUAAAGUUUUAAAAUUGAGUUUUAAUGUUUGAAUUAUUGAUGUUUAUCAAUAUUGUAUUUUUAACAAAUUCUAACAUUUAUUAAAGUUAGUUUCAAAUGUGCCA
Molecule: messenger RNA, 889 nt
Organism: Centruroides sculpturatus (bark scorpion)
Lineage: Eukaryota; Metazoa; Arthropoda; Arachnida; Scorpiones; Buthidae
Product: U6 snRNA-associated Sm-like protein LSm4
Exons: 5
Coding region: 152-553 (133 amino acids)
Biological process (GO): P-body assembly; nuclear-transcribed mRNA catabolic process; spliceosomal snRNP assembly
Cellular component (GO): P-body; spliceosomal tri-snRNP complex; U6 snRNP
Molecular function (GO): U6 snRNA binding
Source: RefSeq, a predicted model, not a curated record